GAGAGAAAGAGAGAGAGAGACAUCGAGAGAAAAUCCCUGUCUAGGCAUGGACCUCCGGCUGCAGCAGUCGGCAGCUCGCGAGGAAUGACAACAGCUCACAUGGUCAUUAACUCCAGUCGCUGAGCCUGAAGGGAGAGCCGCGCUGUAGAGCUCAGUGUCACAGAAGCGCCGGGUGCUUUCUAUGAUCGGGACAGCAGAGGAGACAGCGGGACACGAGUGAAACGAGAUCACAGUCAGAAAGUGCCUUGUGAGACCGCAUCCCUACUUGAAGAUCCCUGGGGCUCCUCUUCAGAGAUUCUUUCCCCCUCUGCAGUCGUGACGGGACGCAGAUCAGCGUGCUCGGUGUGAGGAGGAAGGAAUCGUACACAACAAAACCACAAACCCUCUUCACCCCCUGACUGUCCGACCUUGACUGACAUCAUCACUCAAACGUCGGACAUAUCGGGGACUCGGAUCCAAGUAUGCUCCCUCUGCUCCGUCAGAGGUCCGAACCUGAGGUGUACUGAUUGAUGAACAAUUAGCUCCUCUGACUGACAGAGUCCACAGCAGCUGUGCAGUCCCAUGCUCCGCUCGGAGACACUUUGUCAGUCCAUUACCUCCACGAGGACGCCCCUCAUCCGUUGACCUGACGCCGCUUCAUGUCCCUUCACUUUUAGUUGUUGUGCGUUUUAUUUUUUUAACUGGGACACUCUAAAAAAAGGCCUCCCCCUCCAGAGGAUCGCCUCCUCCUUCAACCAAGUGGCUCCACUCCACCCCAGCUGCCGACAUGGCUCUGAACAUCGCCUCGAUACGGGACACGAAAUGGCUGACCCUGGAAGUGUGCCGGCAGUUUCAGAGAGGGACUUGUUCACGCAGCGACGAGGAAUGCAAAUUUGCUCACCCGCCCAAGAGCUGCCAGGUGGAUAACGGGAGGGUGAUCGCCUGCUUCGACUCGUUAAAGGGCCGCUGCACGCGAGAGAACUGCAAAUACCUCCACCCGCCCGCUCACCUCAAGACCCAGCUGGAGAUCAACGGGAGAAACAACCUGAUCCAGCAGAAGACAGCGGCCGCCAUGUUGGCUCAACAGAUGCAGUUCAUGAUCCCAGGCACCACCAUGCAACCUGUGCAGACGUUUCCGGUCAGCCAGGGCCUGGGCUCCACCGCAGGUCUGAGCUACACACCUUACCUGACUCCCAUGUCCCACAGCAUGGGCCUGGUGCCCACAGACAUCCUGCCCAGCACGCCCGUCAUCGUCCCCGGCAGCCCGCCUGUGUCCGUGACUGGCUCCUCCUCCAACCAGAAACUGCUCCGCACGGACAAACUGGAGGUGUGCCGCGAGUUCCAGCGGGGCAACUGCGCGCGCGGCGAGACCGACUGCCGCUUCGCCCACCCGAGCGACAGCCCCAUGAUCGACACCAGUGACAACACAGUCACCGUCUGCAUGGACUACAUCAAGAGCCGCUGCUCCCGCGAGAAGUGCAAGUACUUCCACCCGCCCGCCCACCUGCAGGCCAAGAUCAAGGCCGCCCAACACCAGGCCAACCAGACGGCUGUGGCCGCGCAAGCCGCCGCCACAGCUGCAGCCAUGACUCAGUCGACUGCCAAAGCAAUGAAGCGACCCCUCGAGGCAACUGUAGACCUGGCAUUCCCCCACGGCGUCCUCCAGCCCCUACCAAAGAGACCAGCACUCGAGAAGAGCAACGGAGCCAGCUCCCUGUUCAACCCCAGUGUUUUGCACUACCAGCAGGCGCUGGCCAACGCACAGCUCCAGCAGCCCGCUUUCUUUCCCACAGGGUCAGUCUUGUGCAUGACUCCUGCUAGCAGUCUUGUCCCAAUGAUGUACAGUGCUACGCCUGCUACUGUCUCUGCAGCAACAACUCCUGCCACAAGUGUCCCCUACGCAGCAACAGCACCAGCCAAUCAGAUCAUCCUGAAGUAAGUGUCAGGAAGGGAACAGUGUGUCACGAAGCUGCACUAGGAAACCCAAAACAGUCCCUGUGUAAAUACUACCUGACCUCUUCCAUUGAGGUCCAGCAACCUGCAUGCUAAGAGUGUAACACUUCAAUUUAACCAUAAGAACUGCAGUGCCGGUGAAACACACACACACACACACACACACACAGAAAAAAGAUAUAUACUAUAUGUAUUGCUAGAAAAACUAUUAACAUGAAAAAGUCAAAAAUAUUCUUAUGUAUAGGACGACAUACAUAGCGAACACACUAUAGAGGUCAUUUUAACAACCCAAAGUACCGUGAAUCCCCUCUUUCAUAUUUAUUCUGCUGCACAAUGUUCAUCCUUUGGUUUAGAAACACGACGCCUGAUCGGCACUGUAUUAAAAUAUAGUGCUCAAGUGGACAAACAGGAAGUCACAGAAACACCCGUGCACAACCACACUCGGCGCUCACAGGAACCUUUUUGUCUUGCAUUUUUUUGCUUCUCUCUCUACAAAAGUUGAAUGUCCUUGGGGCAGACAGGCUCAUGUUUUCUUAAUGUGACUCGCCCCUGAGAGGGGAGGGUACCUCCGUGACCCUCAUCUGCCCCUGAUGCUGUUAAGAUGCCAUGAUGAAGCUUUUCCUCCCCCUCCUCUCUCCGGAAACACCUUGCCAAAGCUCGGAAGAGGUCGGUGGGAUCAACCCGCCAGAAAAAAAAACAAAAAACGCCACAUGUCGACGCCCUGAUACAUUUUUUCCUCCUUUGCCAUCGCGAAAGCUGCUCAGAACGAACCCUUUAUUUGUUCUACUGAAGAUUGUGCACGGAUUUUGCAUGUAGUCUGGUCUGGGGGAGAAAGUGCCCGGAUAGUCAUUACCAGAAAAAAGCCUAAAGGCUCAAGUCUGUGCCAAGGGCUUCUUAAAGCUUGAGGUUUCGUUCCAGACAUACCAAGCCUUGUGUGUGUGCGUGCAUGUGUUCGUAUCUGGAGACUGAUGGUCUGCCGGCAGACUGGGACUUGAAGCGAGGUCCAGCAGGUGACGACAACACCAGAGGAGGGUUUUUGGGGGGGGGGGGUCUGGGUCUGGGGUAAGGGACUUAAGUGCUAAGACUUAUUAAAAUGAAAAAUAUAAAAAAAACGGUGCAUUUGACGACGUUCGUCAAGCAAAAGAUGACUUGAACUUCGACUGGAGGGCUAUCUGUGACCGUCGGUUGUCCUGUCCAACCCUACUAUCACCGAUAAUCCUGUUCCAUUUUAGAAAAAACUGUAGAAGUGCCUAAAAAAUGCUCAUCGACAACACACACACACAUCCGCUUAAAAGCCGCCGACUCGGCACACAGGUUGUCGGAAGCCGCGUGGACUUUUUCGGGGACAUCACAGAAACAUUACUCUUCGUUUUAAAACAUCACAAGUGACUUUAUCCUAAAAGAAGUUAAAGAAACGACAAAUCAAAAAUAGCUUUGUAGAAUGUUUGGUGACUUUCACGGUGUACCAUCGUUUCUUACCACGGGGUUUUUGAGUAGUUUACAUGAGGAACGUGAGUGAGAAAAAACAAUGUAUUGUAAAACUGUGUAAUGUAUGUGAAGUGUCUCUUAUUUUGAGAGUUUAUAUUCACGGUUCUAGAAAUGUAUUCAAAGUUAUUUAAAAAUUUGUGUUGUGUCUAUUAUCAAGGUAUGUUUGAACCCCCCUCCACCACAUCCGCCACCUCCACCUCCACCUCCACCCGAACAAUCAUCACCGCCAAGAUCCGAAUUUGGACUCCUCUGUUUCCUGACUUUAGCGUGUUAACUCAUGAGACUAAAUCUUACUUUACAACACUUCUGAUGUAUUUUCAUGGUGCUUGAUUAACAUGACAAUCCACAAUCAUACCUUCAAAACGAGACUCUGGUUUCACCCACCCUGAUCGUCUGCACACGUUAUGAUUUGUUUGUUAAUAUUCGUGGACGGUGGUAAAGUUCUAUUUUGUUGUAAUUUAUCUUAUGUUACUCUUGGUCAAAUUUUAGUCAAAAACAAUGUUGUUAACUAUUCUAUUUUGAAAUGAAUGUAAUUUAUUGAGCUGUGCUACAUUCUGCACGGUUGGUCAUUUCAAGGUCUAACCUGUCAGGUCAGCGAAUGAGAAGUCGCACACGUCUCUAGGCGGGGGGCGGGGCUUAAAAGUCAACCCGCCGACCAUCGGAAAGCUACUGGAUCUCUUGCCUUCUCAUGGAUAAAACGAUCACGGCGUUGCAGUAAUGAGCAUAGUUAUAGAGUUGCUUGUGUUGUUGGGACAAAAUGUUUAUUGUAUAGAUGACAUUUUACCAAAAAAAGAGAAGAAAAUUCAAAAAAGAUGUACUUUUCACUCUAGUAUGAUAGUAUUUCAUAACAAUAUUAAGUUGUUGCUGUGGCAGCCAAAUGUUGCGAUUACUAAAGUUGGGUAUUUUUGUAAA
This is a messenger RNA of Notolabrus celidotus (New Zealand spotty), 4332 nucleotides long. RefSeq names its product muscleblind-like splicing regulator 2 (gene mbnl2). The transcript is spliced from 10 exons. The record is from RefSeq and is a predicted model, not a curated record. Gene Ontology annotation, molecular function: metal ion binding. Bases 767 to 1918 code for a protein of 383 amino acids. NCBI's taxonomy places the organism in Eukaryota, Metazoa, Chordata, Actinopteri, Labriformes, Labridae.